Molecule: messenger RNA, 2139 nt
Organism: Colletotrichum graminicola M1.001
Lineage: Eukaryota; Fungi; Ascomycota; Sordariomycetes; Glomerellales; Glomerellaceae
Product: annexin ANXC4
Exons: 2
Coding region: 1-2139 (712 amino acids)
Cellular component (GO): cytoplasm
Molecular function (GO): calcium ion binding; calcium-dependent phospholipid binding
Source: RefSeq, a predicted model, not a curated record
AUGUCUCUCCAGGUCGACGACCGCAGUCAUCGCACCCGUUCGCGCUCUCCGGGCCGUCGCGAGCGCAGUCGCAGCCGUGGCCCCGCGCCUCCAGCCAUGGUUGAUCCCCCACGCGAGCCCACCUACGCUUACCCGGAGGACGAUCUCAACGACAGAUAUGCCCGCGACAGAGGGGCGCAAGUUGUUACCGCCGAGCCCGGUGCCGGCAACACCAUGUCGGGAGCCAUCCCCUAUCCGGAGGACGGCAGCGAUGCAAUGUUCCCCGGCACCAGGUCCCUCUACGAUUACGACGACCGCCGCGGCGCAUCAUCCUACCGCCCGCCCUCGUCUCCUCAAGACAGCUACUACCGCAGCUCGCGCGAAACCUACCAAGACCAGCAAGCGCGCGCCUCCGACCCUCGCGACGAUGACAAGUUGAAAUACCUCCCCGCCAAGUACAGCAGUCACAGCCGCAACAAUAGCCGAUACGGCAACGAGGCCGAAUACGCGCCACCCAAACCCCCUCGUCCAGACACGGGCGACCUAUACCCCCCAGCCAAGCCUCCUCGCCCCGUCUCUCCCGGCGGCUACGCUUAUGCUCAGCCUCAGUCUUACGAGUACGCAAAGACUGAUGAGAAGGCCAGAAAGAAGGAAGAAAAGAAGAAGGCGCUAGAAGAGAAUCUUGCUUAUGGCUUUGACCCUCAUGCAUCCAAGACAGGCUUGAAUCCCGAGCCCCGGUACUCCGGCCGCGUGCCGAGCCCAGGACCACAGAUCUCGGCUGGCGCUCAGGCAUACUACGGCAACGACCCCCGCGCCUCGUCAAACGUCUUGACCGUGGAGCCUGGAAGUCGCAAGCGUGACAAGUCGCCCCAGCCGCCGACUCAUCGCAUGUCAAACUUGUCUGUGAACACAGGCCACCACUCAUUGAACAUGAGCAUGUCGUUGGCGAAUGCGCCGGGAUCACCGUUGUUGGAGUCGUAUCACGGCACAUACCAGGAUAUGUCACCAAUGCCAUCACCAAUGCUGCUGGCCUCCUCGCCACAUGAUCUCCAUACCAUGGAGCCCGUCUCUCCGCUCGGCUCUGACGACGAGGGCCGGCGACGUCGGCGGGCGCGGUUCCACGAUACCGAAGAUGAUGCUGCAAGAAUUGCAAAGGCACUCCGCAGCGACAGGAAACACCCUGACACGGAGCCUCUGAUUGAAAUUCUGCCAGGCCUUACUCACGAACAAAUCAUGGAUCUUCGUAAGGAGUACAAGGCGCUUGUUAAGACUGGUCCGGAGCGCAAAGGUGUCAACGUGGCCAAGCACAUCCGCUCCCGCCUCAAGGAUUCUGAGCCGAACCUCAUGAAGGCCUGCUACGCCACUGCGCUGGGCCGGUGGGAGAGCGAGGCGUACUGGGCUAAUUUUUGGUACCAAGGCGACAAGACGCGCCGGGAGCUCCUUAUCGAGUCCCUCAUGGGCCGCACGAACCACGAGAUUCACCUCAUUAAGGAAGGAUUCAACGACAAGAAGUACGACAACAGCCUGACCAAGUGCAUGAAGACCGAGCUGAAGGAGGACAAGUUCAAGAAGGCCGUGCUGCUGGUGCUUGAGGAGCGUAGGAUGGAGGAGUACGACCCUUACGGUCGCCGCCUCGCUCUUGACUACCACCUCGUCGAAGAUGACGUUGCCGAUCUGCGCAAGGCCGUCAAAUCGGACAAGGGCGGUGAGUCGCUCAUGAUCGGCAUCGUCGUGCAGAGAAGCGAUUCGCAUCUCCGCGAGGUGCUCAAGUUGUACGAGCGUACCUACAAGUCUAACUUUGCCCGCGACGCACUCAAGAAGAGCGGCAACCUAGUGGGAGAACUUCUGGCCCACAUUCUCAACGGCGUCAUUAAUAAACCCGUCCGCGACGCCUUGCUCGUCCACCACGCUCUCACGGCGAGCCGCAAGGACGAACUGCGCCGCGAGCUGCUCAUAUCGCGCCUCGUCCGCUUCCACUGGGACCGCCACCACCUGGAAGCCAUUAAGCGCGCCUACCGUGAGCGGUACGGCCGCGACAUGCAGGAGGCCAUCCGGGAGGCGACGAGUGGCGAGUGGGGUCUCUUUUGUAGGGAGUUGUGCAUUUACCGCAUGCCUAACGACGUCAAGAGCUACGAAAAGGUUUCGAUGCAAAUCCGAUGA